Heterostelium album PN500 is the source of this 333-nucleotide messenger RNA. It is a transcript of the gene timm16, whose product is annotated as presequence translocated-associated motor subunit. Bases 1 to 333 code for a protein of 110 amino acids. Gene Ontology annotation, biological process: protein import into mitochondrial matrix. The record is from RefSeq and is a predicted model, not a curated record. Lineage: Eukaryota; Evosea; Eumycetozoa; Acytosteliales; Acytosteliaceae. The transcript has 4 exons. Gene Ontology annotation, cellular component: TIM23 mitochondrial import inner membrane translocase complex.
AUGAUUGAUCUUGAUGUUCUCAAGAUAUUUGCAAAUCUUUUGAUUACAACCGGUACUGUGUUCGUAAGAUCAUUGUCAUUGGCAUAUAAACAAGCUAUUGCAAGAGCUGAAUCUACAGGUGCAAAAACAGCAUCAGACUUUGCAAAGUCUGAAUCAUUUUCAGGUACAAUGACACCAAUCGAAGCGAAAAAGAUUUUAGGUUUAGAUAAUAGACAUGCAGUUUUAUUAGAUUUAAAUAACCCAGAGGAUGGUGGAUCAAAGUUUAUACAGAAUAAAGUUAUUGGUGCAAAGAGUUGUUUAGAAGAAGCUAUAAAAUCUGGAAAAGAGAUAUAG